AAUUGCUCGUUACCAAUGCCUGUCAAUGCAUCUCACCGCAGUGACACUGUACGGCGUGUUCACCAACCACUACUCUGUGAAUGGCCCGUCUCGCUGUCUCCUGCUGGAGCUGCUGGACAUCAGCGUGUCCGAGCUGCUGCUGCACUCCAGCAACCAGGGCUGCUCCAUGUGGAUGAUCCAGCACUGCGCCCGAGAUGUUCUGGAAGCCCUGGCAUUCCUACACCACAAAGGCUACGUGCAUGCAGACCUCAAGCCACGCAACAUCCUGUGGAGCGCAGAGGAGGAGUGCUUUAAGCUCAUUGACUUUGGACUUAGCUUCAGAGAGGGGAAUCAGGAUGUGAAAUAUAUUCAAACAGACGGGUAUCGGGCUCCAGAGGCAGAAUUGCAGAACUGCCUGGCGCAGGCAGGGCUCCAGAGUGAGACAGAGUGUACUUCUGCUGUGGAUCUGUGGAGUCUGGGAAUUGUUUUACUGGAAAUGUUCUCAGGAAUGAAACUGAAACAUACAGUCCAAUCUCAGGAAUGGAAGACAAACAGUUCUGCCAUCAUUGAUCGCAUAUUUGCCAGUGAAGGGGUGGUAAAUUCAGCCAUUCCAGCUUAUCACCUCAGAGACCUUAUCAAAAGCAUGCUUCAUUGUGACCAAGGAAAGCGAGCCUCCGCUGAGAAGGCUUUAUGCAGCCCGUUCUUCAGCAUUCCCUUUGCUCCCCAUAUCGAAGAUUUGGUGAUGCUCCCCACACCUGUGCUGAGGCUGCUGAAUGUUCUAAGUGAUGCUUCUCUGCAGUGUGAAGAAGAAUAUGAAGAUAUCCUGGAAGACAUAAGGGAGGAGUGUCAGAAAUACGGACCGGUGGUUUCCUUGCUUAUUCCAAAGGAGAAUCCUGGUAAAGGCCAAGUCUUUGUUGAAUAUGCAAAUGCUGGUGAUUCCAAAGCUGCCCAAAAAAUGCUGACUGGAAAGAUUUUUGAUGGCAAGUUUGUUGUGGCUACGUUUUACCCACUGAGUGCCUAUAAGAGAGGAUACCUGUACCAAAACUUGCUGUAGGCAGUAGCAACAAUCAGGAGAGUUGUCUUGCUCCUCUUCCUCACGUGUUUUACAGUUGAAUGUACAAAAGAGCUUCCUAGCCCUGCUUUCGAGUCAUCUGUGAAGGAGAGAUGCAAAGGACUUAACUGGGCUUUGAAACCUUUACUGCUGCUUUGUGAUGUGCUGAGGAGGCCGGGAUGGCUUUCAGCGUGUGCUUGUGUGUGUGUUGUGCUUGCUCGUUUACAUUGGGUGUGUGGCUUUGCCCCAGCGGGUGCUCGGGUGGCAGGAGUGGUGACUCUGGGAGGCCGAGCAGAUCUUGGCAAGCACUUUUAAGUGAUUUGAAAUGAGAACAUUUAAAGUCUUGGCCUUAGCACUUGGCUUUGCUCUGGAGAGAGGAUUUCUUUGCUAAGCUUUCCUGUAAUGCACGUGCUCUUCUCCGGUGCGGAGGAGGAAGGCUUCCCUGCCUCUUGUUGAUAUCUAUGGUAAAUAAAGAACCAGAAGCACCAUCCUCUCUAAACUAGACCAGGAAGACUUUAGAGUCUUCACAUCAUGCAGAGCAGAGAGAGGCAGUGAAAUCAGAUGUGCUGAGCCAACAGCAUUACCCUGUUGCUGCCUUGUGACCCGAGGAGAGCCAUCUGCCUGACCUGGCACAGGUGGCGUGCUGGGCUUAGGCAGUGUGGGUGAUGCUGCCUGCAGUGAGCUGAACUCGCUUGUAUGCCUGGGGUGGGCAGGGGCUGACGGCGGAUACAUGUCGUCGGAGCAGCGCCAGCCUCAGUCCCAACACAACCUGUAAGCACUUUGUAGCCUGAGGCGAUGUGAAAACCCUGUCGUGUGGAGUCAUCUUUCUAGCAUAUACCUUGUGCUGGCACCGAUGCUCCCUAGCUCUGAUGCCAAAUCAUCUGUAAUACGUAAGCGUCUUUAGGUGAUAUUUUAGGAAAGGAGUGCUACAGCACGCAGUAUUCUUUGUGUCUCAGCAGGACUCCCGCCCUGCGAGUCUUAUAAGAAAGAACAAGUAUUUGUCUGUCGUAGGUCCCAUGCUUGGCUUUUCUGUGAUGUGCGUUUUGGUUUUGCAUUAACCCAUAAGACUUACAGAUUAGAAGCACUGACACUUUUGGUCCUUCAUAGAUUACACAAAGGGCCUGAGGCAAUCUGAGAUCCUGUAUGGAAAGGGGCUCACUCAGUUAUCAGACUUGACUGGCCAGGAGACGGUCUUUCUCUGUGUCAGGGACAGCAGCCAUGUGCUUUUUGGGGAA
Messenger RNA from Egretta garzetta (little egret), 2265 nucleotides. RefSeq names its product U2AF homology motif kinase 1 (gene UHMK1). Gene Ontology annotation, biological process: peptidyl-serine phosphorylation; positive regulation of translational initiation; regulation of protein export from nucleus. NCBI's taxonomy places the organism in Eukaryota, Metazoa, Chordata, Aves, Pelecaniformes, Ardeidae. Gene Ontology annotation, cellular component: nucleus; neuronal ribonucleoprotein granule. The record is from RefSeq and is a predicted model, not a curated record. The coding region runs from base 26 to 1033 and encodes 335 amino acids. The transcript has 7 exons. Gene Ontology annotation, molecular function: protein serine/threonine kinase activity; RNA binding; ATP binding.